Messenger RNA from Pneumocystis carinii B80, 389 nucleotides. RefSeq lists its product as hypothetical. The transcript has 5 exons. NCBI's taxonomy places the organism in Eukaryota, Fungi, Ascomycota, Pneumocystomycetes, Pneumocystales, Pneumocystaceae. Gene Ontology annotation, biological process: mitochondrial electron transport, ubiquinol to cytochrome c. The record is from RefSeq and is a predicted model, not a curated record. The coding region runs from base 47 to 343 and encodes 98 amino acids.
AAAAGUGGAGGAAAAUAGAGGUUUUUAGCGUAUAUUUUUGAUAAAAAUGAACAUUAUUUCAAGUAGAAAAUGUAUAUAUUAUGGUAUUUCAGGAGUUAGAAAAAUUUCGACUUUAAAGAAAAACGACUUUUUUUUUAAAACAGAUCAAACAUAUGAAAGAUAUCUUAAGAAAAUUACACAGAAUGGACUUAUUUCAUUAUUCAUAUGGGGCGGUAGUGCUACACUUGCAGUACUUUUCUUUUCUCAAGGAAUUCCUCGUGUACGUACACAAAUUCAUCAACAACUACCUGUAUUUGGUCCUUCAUUUAAUGAAGAUAUUCCUUCAUCUGAUAUACCUCAAUAAACAAAUUUCUUUUUCAUUAAUAUAUUAGAAAAUUUACAUUUUUUCA